This is a messenger RNA of Closterium sp. Naga37s-1, 708 nucleotides long. The record is from the annotation of a GenBank genome assembly. Lineage: Eukaryota; Viridiplantae; Streptophyta; Zygnematophyceae; Desmidiales; Closteriaceae.
AUGACGCUUCAGGAAGUGUUCACAGCCCCGAACCUGGAGCUCCAAGGGAUUCACCAAGUCCGGUGGCUCUCCAGGGGUGACGCCAUUCUGCGCGCGGUAGAGGUCUUCCCCGCGCUCAUCGUUAUGCUGUAUGAGUGGGACAGUACACUGUACGAGCUCGCCACCAGCUACAGAUUUCACUUCCUGUUGUACUUCCUUGCAGACGUGCUCGAGCAGCUCAACGUGUUGAACAGGGCAUUCCAGCAGCGAGAGCUUGACAUUGCAGGUGUCCAUGCGCAGAUCAAGAGAUCCUUGUCGUUCCUCGAGUCCCGCUAUGUCGACUGUGGUGACGACUUCGGAGGCGGGAUGAGCGCGCGCCUCUCCCUGUUCAUCAAGAAGCACGGGCCUGAGGGGGGCCGCCCCGAGGUGAAGGUGCAGGGAGUGGACUUGGACGGUCGGCCGACUACACACACCUUCCAGCUGCACGAGAACUCAAGCAAAGAUUACCCAACCCUCGGCACUCACGACGCCUACGUCGAUCUCUGCACCACGUUCGCCAAGACGCUUAUCUGGUGCAGCUACAAGAAGCGCCGCCCAUUUGGCAAUGUGGCAGCAGCUCCAGCAAGAGAGGGGGAGGGCAGUGGCAAUGGCAAGGGAACGGAGGCAGAUGAGGAGGCAGAGGAGGAGUUGGAAGAACCAGAGGCUAACUGUAGUGAUGAUGAUGAUUAA